Molecule: messenger RNA, 2959 nt
Organism: Hypomesus transpacificus
Lineage: Eukaryota; Metazoa; Chordata; Actinopteri; Osmeriformes; Osmeridae
Gene: ushbp1
Product: Usher syndrome 1C binding protein 1
Exons: 14
Coding region: 317-2332 (671 amino acids)
Source: RefSeq, a predicted model, not a curated record
UCUUUUUGGAUGCACAUAAUCUGUUAGUGUUAUAUUCCUACAAACAGAGAUAAAGGCUGAAUAUGUGAGUUCAAGGAGUCAGACAGAGAGAAAGAGAGAGUGGGUGAGAGAUAGAGGUAGAGAGAGGAGAGCUCAAUAGUACUUCCAGUUGAGCAGGGAAUUCACAGACAGGAGGUUAACAGGGACUGAGGAACUAUUGGAAGCUAUAAUUAUACCAAACAACAGAGCAGCAGGGAUUAUUGCACCAGCACGGUUCCUCAAUGGCAGUGAAGGGCUGAUCGAGAUGGACUGAUUAAAGCUGCAGACCACAAAGGUUAUGGAGGGUUCCAACAAGCAGGAGGCUGAGUCUGGGAGAGGGGAGACGGGCCAGGUAACCUUGGAGACGGAGGCGUCCCAGGCGGAGCUGGCUCAGUGUGAGGCUGAGGUGGGCACUCUGCUCAGUAUCAUCGCCGAGCUCAACAGGAAGAUGGGAGCGCUAGAGGCACCACGUGAUUCUGAGGACAGUAAACCAGUGGAAGCAGCUGUUCCUCUGGCUGCAGUCCGUCCAGCCAGGCCCUCCACCCGAUGCACCCCAGCUAGGAGAGAGGGCGGUAGUGAGGUUUGGAGCGAGCUCCAGGAGGUGCUGUCAGCCCUUGAGGAGUCCGUCAGCAGCAGGAAGACCUGGGCCUCCCCACACAUGGCCUUGGACCGGGACAAACAGACAGAGCACCUCGCUGCAGCCAGGGAGAGCUGGGCGCUGGUCACACAGGUGCUGGAAGACAUGGAGAGAGAUUUUGGAAUCUCGUACCCGUCGGAGCUGCCCGCCAAGGAGCUCCAGGAGUACCGACGGGAAGUCCUGGCGCUGCACCAGAGCAACCGUGACCUCCGCAGUACCCUCCAGCACCGCCAGGAGGCGCUGGAGACAGCCAGGUUCUCUGUGGCGGAGAUGGAGGAGGAGAAGAACAAGCUACAGGAGUGGCUGCAAGGUCUCCAUAAAACCUGGUGGUCUACAGGCAGCAUCUCCCCUCCCUGCAGCCCCUCCGACAGCUCUAGCGGCGGGGCACUGAGCCCAGGCUGGGUCUCCCCUCCCUUCCCUAGCUCUCCCCUGUUCCCCAGGAGACCCUCAAGGGCCUUCUCCGCCCUGUCCACCGGAGGGGACAGUUCCCCGGCUGCCUCGCCCCGUCUAGCCAGGGCCUCCUUGGGCAGCCCCAGCCCCUGCCCCAGCCCAGUUACAACCCUGGAAGGUGAGAGAGAAAGAAUGCAGAGGUGCAUCGAGAGGCUGAAGGCCAGGAACGAGCGUCUGAGUGGAGCGUUGGAGCGGAGGAAAGGGGAGUCCGAGCAGAUCAGCAUGACUCUCAGCAGACACGAAGCGGACCACAGCGCCUUGCAGAUGGCUGUCAGAUACUGCGAGGAGUGUGAGGAGGUGUACAGUGACUUACUAUCACUCUACCAGGCAAAGAAACAGCAGUGCAUUCCACACUGGAGAGACACAGCAGAGACAGUUGUGGACAGAGAACUUCCUGGAAGUCCCAGAGCCCAGUUGAGGAGUCUGAGGACUGAAGAGCUGUCAACCUCCUUCUCAACACCAGGGGGGGCUGUGGAGCGCCAAACCCAUAAGCAGGCCAGCCUGAGGUCUCCUGAGCUACAGGGACGCGAGACGUCUCUUCGCGAGCAGAUCAGGCAGUUGAAGGAGGACCGGGCUGCUCUGUGUGUCCCCAAACCGGGCCCCGGGGGUGAGGGCCAACUCAGCCCAGACACAGGCACCCUGGCUGGGCCUCGGGGGAAGGGGCCCAAGCCUGGGGAACCCACUCCCAAUCCCAGCAGAGAGAAGGCCACUCUGCUCUAUGAGCUGGUCACUGUUAGGGAGGAGAUGUCGGAGCUGCGAGGCUUAAUCCGUCUCAGGGAGAAGGAGCGCAGGUGUCUGGACUGGAGCCUGAUGGCCCAGAAGGCCCAGGAUGCUGCUGGGGAGCUGGUGGCCGAGAGCCUGCAGGAGGAGCUGGAGGACCGGAGGGCAGACAGACAGAGAUUGUCGGAAGCUAAGCUGGCUGGUGAAGAGGAGCCGGGUCCAGGGAACAGCAUCAUGCUGAGAGAGCUGCAGACUGUCCUGCACAGGGAGCAGCUUCUGAAGAGGAGGGUGUCAGCCAUGAGGGGCUCUCUGGACUCGGCUCUGUCAGACAGCGCCACCCACAGGAGAGACAGUGAAGAGCAGAGGGCUCGGUUUGCCCAUGCUCACAGCAAAGCCACCGGAACGUACCGGAACGCUCGCAGGAAGUACCGGGAGCAGCUGUGGCGUCUGGAGCGUCAGGUGACGGCGAUGUCCGGAGCGUCACAUGACCCCAGAUCGGCGCCCUGAAGGCUUACGCUGGAGGCACUGGAGUGGAAGCGGGAGGAGACGGUUCUCUGAGAGCGGCCCUGCCCUCGGAACCCCUACCGCCCCUUAUAGCCUUGGAACCCUCCCCGUCUUAGAACCCUGCAGCCCUGGAACGUUGCAGUCCUACAAGCCCUACUGCAACACUGUGUUCAGAACGAAUAGCUGCAUCUCAAAGUCCUUUUAACAAAUCCACUCGCCAAGGACCACGUAGAAUGUCCCUGAGACUUUUCCUUCUCGAUGACUCAUGGGAACAAGCAAGGCCGUUCAACAAAGUGGGUCGUCUGUUCUGGAAGCAGAGAUUAUGAAGGACAGAUGACCCAGAGAUCACAUGAUCCCCCUCCACACAAAAAACAAGAGAGAGAGAGAGAGAGAGAGAGAGAGGAGAGAGAGAGAGAGGAGAGAGAGAGAGAGAGAGAGAGAGAGAGAGAGAGGGAGGUAGCAGUACAAUGGCAGAUAUGUGCACAAAAUAGCCACCUCCCCCCAUUUGUCUUCAUCAUGUCUUUCCCAACUGGCUCUAACUCUUUGUAACUAUCAGUAACCCCACCCCCCACUCUCUCAUUCUCUCUCUCUGUAUUUCUUUCUCUCUCUCUCUCUCUCUCUCUCUCUCUC